AUGCACAAGACGGCUCUUCAGAUGAAAGCCAUUCUGGAAAAUGUGACAAAUUUGAGACCAAAUGGCGAUGACUUUCGAUGGUAUCUAAAGUUUAAAUGCAAUAAUUGUGGCGAAGAGUCCGAUAAAUGGAUGUAUUUGUCACUUGAGGAGACAUUCCCGAUGAAGGGCAGCAAAGGUGAGGCACAUCUGGUGACCAAAUGCAAGAUGUGUUCACGUGAUUGUUCUGUCGAUGUGUUUCCCAAACCGUUAGACAUCUUAUCGGAUAUGAUAUCGAAAUACACUAAUGAAGACUCGAAUACAUUUAAGACAAUCGCCGCCUUUGACUGCAGGGGUCUCUCAAUCAUCGACUACUCGCCGAGGAUUGGGUUCGUCUGCGAGGGCACAGACAGUGGCACCGCUUUCGAUGACGUGAACCUCGAGGACAACGAUUGGGUCGAUUACGACGAGAAGAGUAACGCUUCCGUUCGUGUAUAUGAUCUUCAGUUCAAAUUCAUUACAAUGAAAGGCAAAUGA
This is a messenger RNA of Medioppia subpectinata, 513 nucleotides long. Lineage: Eukaryota; Metazoa; Arthropoda; Arachnida; Sarcoptiformes; Oppiidae. The record is from the annotation of a GenBank genome assembly.